Molecule: messenger RNA, 1063 nt
Organism: Cuscuta campestris
Lineage: Eukaryota; Viridiplantae; Streptophyta; Magnoliopsida; Solanales; Convolvulaceae
Source: the annotation of a GenBank genome assembly
AAAUGAGUAUUAGCAAUAGAAACAUGAUAGAACCCAUGGAUCUCUGAUGAGUUGGGAUGAGGUGAUGAACACAGGGAAAAGGGAAGAGAAGCAUGGCUGGAUCAACGCAUCUUCUGUCCACUCAUCCAUUCUCCACAUAUUUCCAUCAUCCUUUCCCCAUCUUAAGGAAACAGAGCUCGUUUUCGGCCCAAAAGAAUAGAAAAUUCGGCAAAUCCAUUGCAUUUUCGAGCAAUAGCAGAGAACACACUCUGCGGAAUGGGCUCUCAAGGAGGGAUAAUUUAGCGUUGAUUGGCUUAUCUUCGCUUUCUCUAUUCUUCCCUUCUUUUAGCUCAGGAGCUGAAGAAGAUGUGAAAAUGGAUUCAUUUGUUGAUAAUAUUAAUUCUUAUUCCUAUUUGUACCCCACAGAGCUUCCUUCCAAAAGAUUUGUCUUCAAAUGGGCUGAAUCCAGAAAACCAGAGCGUUAUUCAUCAGCUGCGCCACUGUCACCUGAUGCACGCCUUCGCAUUGUGUCUGAAAGAGUUGACUUCAAUGAGAACCUAGUUAUUUCUGUUAUGGUAGGUCCAUUGAAUUCAGAGUUCCUAAAGUCAAAGGACAAAUGUAGCUGGAGUGCCAAGGAUGUUGCUGACUCUGUUUUAUCGGAUAAGUUUGUUUUGCGGGUAACUCCAAGUCAACGUUUGGCUGGGAGCUCAGUUCUUGAUGCACAUUCUUCCCAUAUUGAUGGCGAUCCAUAUUGGCAUUUUGAGUACCUUGUUCGCAAAUCACCAACAAAUGCCGCUCUAGAAUCAAAUGUUUUCCGCCACUAUGUUGCUUCAACAGCUGAACGAGAUGGUUACCUAUAUACCCUCACAGCUUCAACACUUAAUAAUAAAUGGAACGAAAUGGGACCAUUCUUAGAAAAAAGUGCUGCUUCUUUCCAUCUUCUCCCUCCAACAGAAAGAUAUGUUCCUCCAUACAAAGAUCCUUGGAGAUUUUGGUGAAGGAAUAUCACUGUAUCAGUUUUUCUGGAGUCUGGAGAUGUAGACAUUGAUUGGCAGAAGCCAUGAAAUAAUCUUGCAAAUACUGU